GGGGUGAUGUCAUUGCUGAAUGCUAGGGGCUGACGCAGCGGCACCACGCAAGCUCCAGCGACGCACCUUGGAUGAGGUUGUGAAUCGAAUAAGCUUAGGCACAAAUAUGAGAAGUGUUUGACAUAGGUCUUUUUGAUAACUCAAUGCAUUUGUUAGAAAAUCACAGUUGGUGAAGUAUCUCAUUCAUAUCGGACCGGGAUUAUCACUCUGAUUGCCUGUCCUCCUGACCCCUGUCUGCCUGCCAAAGCAUGCUAUCGUCGCUGCCUCAAUAGCCCCUCCUCAAAGCAUUUACAAGGCAGAUUCUAGGCAACUACAACCAACAACUCUUUACUACCACCAUCCCUAGCAUUUGAGCCCAACCCACCGAAUGAACCGGUUGUUUUGGAACCUUAUUUGGCCAAGUCUAGCAUCGGCCAAAAUGGAGCACUUAGAAGCGCUUGAUGGCAACGACCUUUAUGAGCCUACCGUUUUGGACGUGCUGGUUGUCAGGGCAAUGAUAAACAAGGCAUUUGGACUGGCACCGGAGCUCGUCGAUGCAGUCAUCGACGCGGCCGAAUAUUGGCCCCAUUCGACCGUUAUUGGCGAUUACAGACAACUUCAAGGGGGUAUGAAAGCUGCUGUUGGGAGCUCUAGCAGGGGAUCCAAGAACCUCUUCCUCGCUCGCUCCCAACCUCUGGGCUUCGCCAGGCACCCUGCAGGAGCGGAUCCCCAAGCAUGGGCUGAGGAGGAGCCCAAGCCGAUCCAACUCCAAAAAGAACACCCAAGAGAGAAACUACAGGACCUGGCCAAAUGCCCGUUGACCUUGGUCGAGCACCCUUGCAGGAAGAUUGUCUUCACCAUCCACAGUCGUGACCAAGGAUGGGGCGGUAAUGUGCAAGACCAUGGAACUUAUAAAAGUUCCUUUACUUGGUUCGACGCCGGGCUGGAAAGGUUCGAAGCCGGCGAUGGCGUUUCUGCGUCCGCGCCUGCUCUCGACGCAUCCGAGCUACGCUCCAUUUGGCCCGAGGUGCGGACCAAUGAGCAAGGAGAGCAGUAUAUACACGCAGACCUGCUCUCCGACCCAGAACACCUGGUCCAGUUCAACCUCUUGGCAGCAGCCAGGGUGAUGAAGCAUCGUGUCGAGUGGUCUUAUCUCGACGACAUUGACCCUCAGUCUACCGAGGCAGCAGAGAGUCUGGAGCGUGUAGGGCGGGGCACUAACUCUGUAGACGGGAAGUUUGUGCGGAGUCUGAAGUUGGGCGACGUCGUCACUCUCUGGGCUCGGGCCAGAUUUGCGGGGUGGCAGAACAGGGUCCAGAGGGUCCAGAUGGACGUGUACUGGGUCGUUUGAGUCUCGAAGAGUUGACUCCGGAGUGUUUCUCGUCUGCCACAGGCUAAACGGGUUAGGAGUUGUGGCGUGGGGAUUUCCGGAGGAUGACCCCUUGUUUUUGAUUGCGGGACGAGUCCGCCCUGAAUGGCCAUAGACUGCGCAUUCUUCUGAUUCUACAUAUACCUAGUUCCCUAAGCGCACAUUACAUCGCUCGAGAGAUACCUCCAUGCUUAAACCACGUACGCCAGGCUUAACCAAAUCCCCAGAAAAUAAAAGUAAAAUAAGAGCCCCAGGCGAUACCAGUUGCAUGUCUCCCUCGUACUUACCGGUCACGAAAUCAGUCCUAUCCUCCGAUCCAGGUCACCCCUAAGCUGCUUAUUACCCACCACCAGCAGAGUCUUAUCCUCGAUCCGUACAAUCUCGUUCGCCUGGCACUUAGACCCAUCCAGAUCCAGACCAGCC
Phialemonium atrogriseum is the source of this 1771-nucleotide messenger RNA. RefSeq lists its product as uncharacterized. Lineage: Eukaryota; Fungi; Ascomycota; Sordariomycetes; Cephalothecales; Cephalothecaceae. The record is from RefSeq and is a predicted model, not a curated record. Bases 368 to 1330 code for a protein of 320 amino acids. The transcript is spliced from 3 exons.